Molecule: messenger RNA, 3861 nt
Organism: Rhagoletis zephyria (snowberry fruit fly)
Lineage: Eukaryota; Metazoa; Arthropoda; Insecta; Diptera; Tephritidae
Molecular function (GO): nucleic acid binding; zinc ion binding
Source: RefSeq, a predicted model, not a curated record
AGUACAAAAAUAGCUUUAAAGAGGCGAUGAAAACAAAUGAGCGCGAAAUAAAAAGUUUGAUAGAAGCUGUAGAAGCUAAGUACUCUGAGCGUGUUCAAUCACUUGUGGCAGCGCAGCAAUCUUUUGAGAAAAAAGUUGAAGAGGCCGAAAAAAAAGUAUCUGACUUUACAAGAGCAAUAAAAGAAAACUCCGAUAACGUGUGCCGUGAGCUUGACAGUAAUAAAAAAGAAAAUAAAAAAGUCUGUGAAGAGGUAAAAGGCAUCAUGAGUAAGCACAGUGGAGUAGUAAGCGAGACGUACGCGGAUAAGCUAAAAAGGGGUGCGGGGUGUGCCCCAGUAAUUCUAAAGCCAAAGAAAAGUCAACAAAGUAAUAUAACCAGAAAUGAAGUCAAAGAAUGUAUUAACCCAGCCAAUUUAAAAGUUAAGGUUAAUGGGAUGUUUAAUAGACAGGAUGGUGCAGUUGAAAUUAAAUGUGUAAAUAAUAGCGAUAGAGAUAUCCUAGCUGAUGAAAUCAAAAAUAAGUUAAGCCAAAAAUAUGAUGUGGAAAUCCCAGGCUUGAGAUACCCCAAAAUAUUAAUAAGUGGGCUAUCGGCGAACUUGGAGUGUGAUAAAGUCGAAAAAGCUAUACGUAAGCAAAACGAUGUCUUAUUUGAGCACCUCAAAUGUACUAAAGUUUUUAAAUCGCAGAAAAAUCCUAGAGUGUUUAAUGCGUUUAUUGAAGUGGAUGGUGUAGCCUUCAAAAGCAUUAUAAAGGAGCAAAGAAUCAAUAUUGAAUGGGAUCGAUGUAUGGCUUACGAAAGCGAUGGAGUUCUAAGAUGUUAUAAGUGUUGGGGCUUUAACCACAAAGCUGCAAUGUGCAAAGAACAGCAUCAGAUAUGUGCUAAGUGCGGGGAAAAUGAUCAUAGCUAUAGAGAAUGUCAGAAUAACUUUGUGAAAUGCAGAAAUUGUAGCAUAGCGAAAGCAAGACUUAAUCUGGCGGACAUCGACGAAAAGCAUGAUGCAAGGGACAGCUGCUGUCGCGUAUUACAGAGAAAGGUAAAACUGCAGGCCGAAAGAACAUUAUACUAGCAAUCAAAGGGCAAGAUACUAUGCCUUUACUUGAACAUAUGUGGUCUGAGAACGAAUUUUUCCCAAUUAGAAGUUUUGUUGGAAGACAGUGUAUAUGACUUCGUAUGCUUGUCUGAAACGCAUCUUACCUCAGACAUAGACGAUGAGGAGCUAUAUCUUCCAAAUUAUAGUAUUCAUCGAAAUGACAGCGAUUCAAAACACACUGGCGGUGUUGUAGUCUACGUGAAUAAGUCAUGGGAAGUGCUAGCGACUGAAGUUGAAUCUAAAGCGAGAGCCUUUUGGUGGCUUUCGAUAAAAUUACGCCGCAAUAGCAAAUAUCUUGAGCUAGGGACAAUGUACAGAUCCCCCAAUAGGGUAACUUCCCCAGAAAGUGUUUUUUGCGAAUUUUUUAAGGAUAAGCUAGACUCGCUCUUAGAAACCAGUGAUGUCAUAAUAACUGGAGACUUCAAUAUAAACUGGUAUGAAAACACUGUUUCCAGAAGAAUCAUAAAGCAAGCAACGGAUGACAGUAGCUUUAAGCAGAUUCUGAAUAACCCUACUCGAAUAACUGAGUUUUCCGCAACGCUGAUAGACUAUGUCGUGACAAAUAUAAGUAAUAUAAAUGCACAUACGGUGUCAGACCUCAAAAUAAGUGAUCAUGAAACGAUACUAAUCGAAAUUAAUGAGCGUGAGAAAGCAAAGCCCACCAAAUCAACGUUAAAAAGAUUAACCUUUGACAACCGUAUUUUGUGUGAUACGGUGAAUGCAAGAUGUGCAAAUUGCAAUGAAGGUGAGCUCGAAGCAUAUGCCACAACAUUUAAUGAAGCUUUAAAAGAAGCAAUCAAUAAAAUGACAAUAGUGAGAACAGUGAAGUCUAAUGUAAGCAGAUGUAGAUGGUAUAAUGCUAGACUCAGGACGUUAAGGCAAUCGAAGGAAGCAAGCUAUAGGCGGGCAACGUGGACUCGAAAUACGGAAGACUGGGCGCGUUAUAGAGAAUGUAGAAAUCGGUACGUUAGUGAGCUGAACCGGGCCAAGUGCCAAUAUAUUGAAGCGAAAAUAGAUCGGUGUUUGGACCAAAAAACCAUGUGGAAAGCAAUAAAGGACCUUGUGCUGAAAAAGGAGCAAAAAAAUAUCAAAAAAAUCGACUUCGGAGAUAAGAUUGUAAAUAAUAAGCAUGAACUUGCCAAUCGUCUCAACGAAUUCUUCGUAGAAAGUAUAAACCGAAUAAACGUGGCAAUACCAGCGGUUCCUUAUAUUAACCUUAGGAGCAGAGCGGACACACGCUUUAAGUUUAAUGAAAUAAAUCUUGUGGAGCUAAAAUCAACGCUGACUAAAAUGAAUAGCAAAAAAGAUUGUAACUCAAUGUCGAUUACUUACUUGUUAUCCACCUUUAAUGUUACUGGGCCGAUUGUCCUAUCUUUAAUUAAAAAGUCACUUGAAACCGGUAUAUACCCACAUCGCUGGAAGCAGUCAAUAGUAGUCCCAAUAGAAAAAGUAAAAAAUGCAAAAAAGCCGGAAGAAUACAGACCAAUCAACACGCUAUUAAUUGAAAGCAAAAUUAUUGAAAAAAUUGUUCACGCCCAGCUCGAAAACUAUUUUGAGAAGCACAACCUCUUUUGUGAGUAUCAGUCUGGAUUCAGACUAAAGCAUAGCUGUGAAUCAUUGCUUAACCUUGUCAUCACGAAAUGGAAGACUGAACGAGAUAACAAGCGAGUGAUAGCAGCAGUUUUUAUUGAUCUCCAGAGAGCUUUUGAGACGAUCGAUAGAACGAUAUUGUUAAAGAAGUUAGAGGACUACGGGAUCUCAGGGGUCGAACACCGUUGGUUCCAGAGUUACCUUUCCGGAAGACACCAGAAAACGAGAGUGGAAGGCGUGGAAUCUGAUUCGACGACAGUUGUACUUGGAGUUCCCCAGGGGGCAGUUCUCGGCACGCUGCUUUUUAUUAUCUAUAUCAACGAUCUUGAACGAGCUUUGAAGGAUGCGAAAAUUUGUCUAUUUGCUGAUGAUGCACUACUAUACGUGGCGGGAGACACUGCGGAUGACUGUAUAGCAAAACUAAACAGUGACUUAGUAUCUGUAGCACGAUACCUUAAAAUGAAUAAACUGAAACUGAAUAUUGCGAAGACAAAAUCGAUGCUUUUCGGCGGUAGAUCUGACUUGGACCUCACUAUAGACGGAAGCACCAUUGAAGAAGUAGACCAAAUAAAAUACCUGGGCGUUGUCUUAGAUACUAAGUUGUAAUUUGAUGCACAUAUUGAUUAUAUUUGUAAAAAAAUAUCUAAAAAAGUUGGUUUAAUGUGUAGGAUCAGAAAUAAGGUAUCACUGUGCUGUGCUAUAAAAAUUUAUAAUGCGAUUAUCAAGCCUCACUUUGAAUAUUGUUCUACCAUACUUUUUUUAGGAAGCCAACAUAGCAUAGAUAGAAUGCAGAAAUUACAGAACAAAGCUAUGAGAUGUAUUCUUAAGUAUAAUCGUUUAGCAUGCGUUAGGGAUAUGCUUGAUACUCUGAAAUGGAUGUCGGUCAACCAACGUGUGAUUUAUAAUGUAAUCUUAUUCAUUUUCAAAGUUAAAAAUCGUAUGCUUCCUAGAUAUCUUACGGCCGAAAUUAGCUAUGUGGCCGAUGUUCAACCGUAUUUAUUAAGAAGUAACGCCGAUAUAAAAAGACCGUCGUAUAUAUCAAGCGCAACACAGAAUAGUCUAUUCUAUAGGGCAGCAACUAUAUUUAAUUCGCUACCUUAUGAUACAAAACAAGAUUUAAUUUUCAACUCAUUUAAAAGAAAGCUAUCAAAUUGGGUAGAGGAAAAUUUUGUAUAACCAU